This is a messenger RNA of Drosophila arizonae, 847 nucleotides long. Its product is annotated as putative phosphatase phospho2. Gene Ontology annotation, molecular function: phosphatase activity. NCBI's taxonomy places the organism in Eukaryota, Metazoa, Arthropoda, Insecta, Diptera, Drosophilidae. The record is from RefSeq and is a predicted model, not a curated record.
GCGAUCGAUCGUGUGCUGGUCACCUUUGACUUCGACAAGACGAUCAUUGAGGAGGACUCGUAUGUGGCGCUUUUUCGCCUGCUGUCACCCCAGCACCAGCACACGGAGCACCUUCAGACGCUAAUCGACGGCAGCCGAUGGCUAGAGUAUUUAGAACAUUUGCUCCGGCUGCUGCAGAGGGAGCAGCAUUUGUCGUCUAUACAGAUCGCUCAAUCUAUACGGAAAUUGAAGCCGAUGCCAGGAAUCUUGCAUCUGCUGCGUCGCCUGGAACAAUGUGAGACCGUGGAUCUGUGCAUCUUGAGCGAUGCGAAUAGCUUCUUCAUCAAGGAGUGGCUAGCAGCGCACGGCUUGGAGUGCAGCUUCCGAGCAGGCAUCUAUACAAACCCGGCCUGCGUGAUGCCCGAGAGUCAGCAUCUAGUCGUGGUGCCAUACGAGCACCAAACGCACUGCGACUACUGUCCGGAGAACCUAUGUAAAGGUGGCGUCAUGGACAUGCUCAUUGGGUCUCAAAGCAAUGGCGACAAGCCAUACGGUAGCUUAAUUUACGUCGGCGACAGUUGCAACGAUCUGUGUGCUAUACGUCGUUUGAGUACGGCGGAUACUGCGUGCAUACGGUGCGGCGAAGAGCUGCAUGCGAAGCUUCCGGCGUAUCGCAAAGAGCUCAACUGCCAGAUGAUUCAUUGGUGGGAUGGCCAUGACCUGGAGCACCAGCUGGCCAAGCACCGGCAUUUGCAUUGGUAAAUGGAGAGAAAUUCUUGUUGUUUACUUACAGAUUCGCUACUACUGGAGCCGCUGCUGCUGCUGCUGCUUGCGCUGGCAUAGCAGAGGCUGCUGGGUUUGGCCGGAU